Melozone crissalis (California towhee) is the source of this 1657-nucleotide messenger RNA. RefSeq names its product UAP56-interacting factor-like. The record is from RefSeq and is a predicted model, not a curated record. Gene Ontology annotation, molecular function: mRNA binding. The transcript is spliced from 8 exons. Bases 70 to 1434 code for a protein of 454 amino acids. Gene Ontology annotation, biological process: mRNA export from nucleus. Lineage: Eukaryota; Metazoa; Chordata; Aves; Passeriformes; Passerellidae.
GAGGCGGCGGGGCCGCAGCCCGCACCGGGCCCCGCGGCGGGGCCGCAGCCGGGCGCCGAGGAGAUCGACAUGUCCCUGGAUGACAUCAUAAAGCGGCACAGGAAGGAGCAGCCAGAUGCCAGCGCCGUGGGCGACAGCAGAAGGCAGCAGGUCAAGAGCAGGAGCUCAGCCCCUGGCUAUGGACGGCCCCGGUACCGAGCCUGGAAGCAGAGGAAUCUGCAAGGACCUCAGCGUUUCAGAAGAGGCUUUGGACAGCAGCAGCUCAAUCGGAGGCAGUUCAGGAAUGCUCUGCCUGGUGGCAAGAGAAGAGCAGCUGCUGCAUUCCAAGGAGUGAGCCCUUUGAACCGCCAGGACUCGGCCCAGGAGGGCACCAAGAAGAGCAAUGCUUUUGCCAAAAGCAGUGGUGGGCAGCAGGAGGAACAGCCACAGCCAUCUGCAAGCCCCAAGAGAUUCAGAGCAGAUGCUGCCAGCAUCCGUGCCCCAGGGAGGAGCAGGCCUUUCCUGCUGAACAGAGGAGCAGCAUUCCAGCAGAAGCGGAUGCAGCAGUGGUUCUACAAAGCUCCCUUCCAGAGAUGGCAGAUGGAUUCUCAAGGAGAAGGGAAACCGCCAAGGAUGAGAAGGUGGCAAGUGAAACCCAGCCCGGGAGCAAUUCUGACGGUUUCUGUGCUUAAUCCCCAGGCGGGCCAGCUCAGCCUGCCUGGAUCCAAGCGCCCAUUCCUGCGAAGCCAGAGAGCCCCAGCACAGGUGGCCAAGCCCCAGCCCCGGGGGGUGCUGCUGAGGUUCAACUUCCGCGCCAUGGCCAACCAGGUAGAGGAUUGUCGACGGCACAGGAGGCACCUGGCUCCCUGCAGCAGCCCUGCCACUGAGCUCUUAACAUCACACUCAGGUUUCUGGGGCUGCCAGCUGGGUUUAUCUAACACAACCUGGGAGGAAAGUCCCGUAGCUGUGCUGGCCAGGUUGCUCACAAAACUGAAGGCACUUGAGAAGACUGUUCAGCAACUACAGACUCGGCCCAGUUUUCCCCACUCUGAUGGCCUGUCUUGGCCUGUCCGUGUGCUUGCUUGGAGCAGGGAGGUCCUGCUGAUGAGUAGUCCUGGCCAGAGGGGACUGUUUCACUGUCAGUGCUUCCCAUUCCUCAGAGACACGUGGCACUUCUGGGCUUUGCUCGCUCUUUGCUUUGGUGCCCUUCUUGGUGUCACAUUUUACACUGAAGUAUGGUCCAGGAGCCCUGGGGCAGCUGAGAAAUCCUGCUCCGCCUUCUUCAUUGCCGGCGUUUCUUGUGUGGACGGUUUGGUUUUACCUGGUGCCUUGUGCUCAAAUGCCAUCUGCUUGCUCCUGUUCUUGCCGAGGAUGCCCUGUGUCCUGGGGCUGGGAGCUGCUUGGAGGUUUUCCAGCCACACACAGUCUGUCGAGCUCCCUGUGUCUGUGUGCUGAGUGGUUUAAUUGACUAACCAGCUGUGAAUCACCAGCCUGACUGAUGGGCUCUAAUCAAUACCCCUGCUACGAGUUUGGCUGUGCUUUGCCACAGGACAGGGGACUGACUCGCUCUCGCUUUCCCCUGCAGACCAGCCUGACUCUGGAUGAGAGGUUCUCUGGUCUGAGGAAUAAGAGGCGCUUUACAGCGGCCAGGAGCGCCCGGCGGACGGUCACCAUGCCU